Oreochromis niloticus (Nile tilapia) is the source of this 3169-nucleotide messenger RNA. RefSeq lists its product as uncharacterized. The transcript is spliced from 2 exons. Lineage: Eukaryota; Metazoa; Chordata; Actinopteri; Cichliformes; Cichlidae. The coding region runs from base 1033 to 2700 and encodes 555 amino acids. Gene Ontology annotation, molecular function: catalytic activity. The record is from RefSeq and is a predicted model, not a curated record. Gene Ontology annotation, biological process: larval heart development; cell adhesion involved in heart morphogenesis. Gene Ontology annotation, cellular component: extracellular matrix.
AAGAGUUUCCUAUUGGAUGUUUAGAGUCACAUGAGUGGGGUAAUGCAGGAAGCCAUUUUAGUAUGGGGAUUUGCACAAUGAGGGUACCAGAAGUCUCUCCAUUUAAUCCUUCAGCAUCCACCUGUGUUAUGCCAUGGAGAAGCUUUGUUUUUUCACAAGUUCUGGGAAAGCACUGUAAGAUGUACAUUGAUGAAGACAAACAAGUAAACAGCCCUCAACUUUACUUUCACGUCUGACUCAUCAUUCAACGCUUCCAGUGCCUACGGCAUACGUUUAGCUAUCUGUCACUUCGUGUACCAGAACCAAGAUGGCAGCAUGCUCUUUGUUCGUUACGUGUCCGUCUGUAACUAGUUGUAAUUAGUUGUUCUUAAAGAUUUCUUAAAAGAUUUUUUCCUUUUUUUGUAUCUCUUAACGUAUUUCUUAACUAUCUUUUAACGUAUUUCUUAACCUGACAGUUAAUAUUGCAUGGAUUGUUGGAAAAUGUGUGGUUGGUAGAUGCUUUGGAAUUUGAUGGAUGUAUCUUCCUGGAGCUAACAGGCCUAGCCUGGCCCUGUACCGUCCUCCUGGAGUUAACUGGCCUAGACCCGGCUCUACACCAUCUUCCAGGAGCUAACUGGCUAAGGUCUGGCCCUGCACCAUCCUCCAGGAGCCAAUUGGCUUAGGCCUGGCCCUGUGCCAUCCUUGUGGAGCUAACAGGCUUAGGACUGGCCUCGCAUUAUCCUUGUGGAGCUAACUGGCUUAGGUCCAGCCUUGUACCAUCUCCCAUGAGUUAACUGGCUUAGGCCUGGCCCUGCACCGUCCUUCAGGAGCUAAUUGGCUUAGGCCCGGUCCAGCAUCUUCCCACAGGAGCAAACUGGCUAAGAUCUGGCCCUGCACUGUUCUCCAGGAGUUAACUGGCUCAGGCCUGGCCAAGCGCUAUCCUUCUGGAGUUAACUGGCUUAGGUCUGGCCCUGUGCCAUUUUCCUGGAGCUAACUGGUUUGCUUCACCCACAGGUCUGUACUGUUCACUUCUGUUAAGUACUAAAAUUGUGGAUGAUGGCAGUAUUUACUAUUCUUAUAUUCCUCUUGGCCUUUUUGGACCCUCGGAUAAGCAAUUGCAUAUGGACACAUAGCAGGGGAAUCUCUGAAAAUGAUCUUUAUCUGCAAGAGAAUUCUGAAAAAGGCACAUGCUCUAUAAUGUUGCAAAAAACAGAGCAGUUACCAACUCAGUUGGAUCAUGACAUUAGUUUCAUGCCUGUUUUGCCCAGAGACUUCCCUAAACUUCAGUCUACUCUGGCCUUGCAUACUUAUUUCAUUUGCCCAUUUAAUGGAGGUUUCAGCUCGGGUUCAACAUAUCAAAGUUUUGAACCCAAAUCAAAGGUGAAACAGAGGUUGUUGAUUGUCUUGCUUCUAUUUUUGUCAGGAAAUGUGCAACCAAAUCCUGGCCCUGAACUGCAAUAUUCCCAGACUCCUUCUGAUUUUAAAAUAAUGUCUGGUGUCAAAUAUAUUCAUCUUAAUGUGCGCAGCCUACUACUGAAGAUGGACAUGGUCAAAAUUUGGGUUAAAUCUACAGAUGCAGAUGUUGUUAUAAUCUCUGAAACUUGGUUAACUAAAUCUAUUACUAAUGAAGACAUUAACAUAUAUGGGUACAAUGUAUAUCGUACUGAUAGGCCAAAAAAAGGAGGCGGUGUAGCUAUUUAUGUCAAAUCAAGAUUUCAUGCCUCGAUUGUUCUGUCCCAAUCGAUAUGCAAACAAAUGGAGUUUUUGGCCUUGAAUGUAGAUAUUGCUAAUACUCUUUCGAUAACCAUUGUUGGGUGUUACAGGCCCCCAUCUGCUUCAAAAGAGGCAUUAUCUUCAUUAAAGCACCUUUUGGCUAAAUUAAAUUACACUGAACUACUAAUGGCUGGAGAUUUGAACUGGGACUGGCUAAAUGCAACUUCUGGUGAAUUUAAAGAAUUUUGCGAUUCAGUUAAUCUUACCCAGCUAGUCUAUCUUCCUACCAGGCCAAAUCUUAAAUGCCCUGAAAAGUCCACAUUAAUUGAUUUGGUUUUAACAAAUGUACCUCAUAAAUUCUCUUCGCUUGGUGUCUUCUGUAAUGACCUAAGUGAUCACUGUGUUGUUGCUGUUUGUACAAAUGCUAAAAUUCCAAAAUGUAAGCCGCGCAUAGUGUGUAAAAGGAAUCUUAAACAAUUCAAUGAACAGGCUUUUCAUCAUGAUUUGUCAGUAGUUAAUUGGGAAAAAAUCGGACUAUUACCAGAUGUAGAGCUAGCUUGGACAUAUUUUAAGGAAAGUUUUAUGGAAAUUGUUAAUAAACAUGCCCCCUUACGGAAAGUUAGAAUUAAAGGUCGAGAAAAUCCCUGGUUUUCGCAGACACUCGCAGAUAACAUACACAAGCGUAAUAGAGCAUGGGACAAGGCGAGGCAAACAGAUACUUCCACUGAUUGGUCUGUUUUCAAACAGCUUAGAAAUAAAUGCACUUCUCUUAUUAAAAAGGCCAAAUCUGAAUACUUUUUGUCUGUCACCACUGAGAAUCUCAACGAUCCACAGAAAUUUUGGAAAGUAAUCAAGUCUUUUUCUGCCAAUAAAAUGACUCAAACCUUUCCUAAAUUUGUUGUAAAAGAUUCAGUCUCAAUUAAUGAUAAAACUGAAAUUUUGAAUUGCUUUAAUGAGCACUUUUUAUCAGUGGGUUCCUUGUUUGAUUCUGCAGAAACUUUUUUUUAACAAAUUCUUGCCCAGAAUUCUCUAUGUUUUCUGGAGACCGUUUUAUCUUUGUACCUUUUAGUGUUUAUGAAGUGCAUAAAGCUUUAAAGGCUUUGGAUCACAGAAAACCUCCUGGUCCAGACUUGAUGGAACCUUAUUUUUUGAAGCUGGCAGCGGAUUAUAUUGCAGAACCACUUUCAAUUCUAUUUAAUUUUUCAAUUAAAACCAAAGAAAUUCCAUCGGUUUGGAAAUCGGCUUUUGUUUUGCCUUUAUUGAAAGGAGGUGAUCCAUCGGUGUUGACUAAUUAUAGGCCAAUAUCAAAUUUGUGUGUUUUAUCCAAAAUCAUGGAAUCUCUAGUUUGUGACCAGCUGAAGGAGUUUAUGUACUCUAAUGAUAUUGUUUCCAAAUUUCAGUCAGGCUUCAGGAAAAAACAGUACUAACACUGCCACUAUGAAAGUGAUAAAUGAUAUUAUUAUGGCACUUGAUAAGA